Catharus ustulatus (Swainson's thrush) is the source of this 915-nucleotide messenger RNA. RefSeq names its product T cell leukemia homeobox 3 (gene TLX3). Gene Ontology annotation, molecular function: DNA-binding transcription factor activity, RNA polymerase II-specific; RNA polymerase II cis-regulatory region sequence-specific DNA binding. Gene Ontology annotation, biological process: regulation of transcription by RNA polymerase II; animal organ development. Gene Ontology annotation, cellular component: nucleus. Lineage: Eukaryota; Metazoa; Chordata; Aves; Passeriformes; Turdidae. The transcript is spliced from 4 exons. The record is from RefSeq and is a predicted model, not a curated record. The coding region runs from base 1 to 909 and encodes 302 amino acids.
AUGUCACCUCCACGCAUGGACCCGCCGAGGAUGGACCCGCCGGGGCCGGCGCAGGGCCAGCACCAGCACGAGCCCAUCAGCUUCGGCAUCGACCAAAUCCUCAACAGCCCCGAGCAGGACAGCGCUCCCCCGCCGCCGCCGCCGCCCCCCCGGGGCCCCGACGGCGCGACCUUCCUGGGCGGCCCCGGCGGCCGCGGCGGCGCGCCCUACCCGGCCCUGCCGGCCCCCUUCCCGGCCAUCGCCGCGCCCUUCGAGGACUCGGGAUCGUACAGUGUGAACCUCAGCCUGGCCCCGGCCGGCGUGAUCCGGGUGCCGGCGCACAGGCCUAUCCCCGGGGCCGUGCCGCCGCCCAUCUCCAGCGCCAUCCCGGCCAUGCCCGCCGUGCCCAGCCUGGGCAGCCUCAACUUCCCCUGGAUGGAGAGCAGCAGGCGCUUCGUCAAGGACAGGUUCACAGCGGCCGCGGCGCUGACGCCCUUCACGGUGACACGGCGGAUCGGGCAUCCCUACCAGAACCGGACUCCGCCGAAGCGCAAGAAACCGCGGACAUCCUUCUCCCGGGUGCAGAUCUGCGAGCUGGAGAAGCGCUUCCAUCGGCAGAAGUACCUGGCCUCGGCCGAGCGCGCUGCCCUCGCCAAGUCCCUCAAGAUGACGGACGCCCAGGUGAAGACCUGGUUCCAGAACCGGCGCACCAAGUGGCGGCGGCAGACGGCGGAGGAGCGGGAGGCCGAGCGGCAGCAGGCGAGCCGGUUGAUGCUGCAGCUGCAGCACGACGCCUUCCAGAAGUCGCUGAACGAGUCGAUCCAGCCCGACCCGCUGUGCCUGCACAACUCGUCACUGUUCGCGCUGCAGAACCUGCAGCCCUGGGAGGAGGAGAGCGCCAAGAUCCCCCCGGUCACCUCGCUGGUGUGAGCCCGG